This is a messenger RNA of Sphaerulina musiva SO2202, 2032 nucleotides long. RefSeq names its product phosphoenolpyruvate carboxykinase [ATP]. The record is from RefSeq and is a predicted model, not a curated record. Gene Ontology annotation, cellular component: cytosol. Gene Ontology annotation, molecular function: ATP binding; phosphoenolpyruvate carboxykinase (ATP) activity. Lineage: Eukaryota; Fungi; Ascomycota; Dothideomycetes; Mycosphaerellales; Mycosphaerellaceae. Gene Ontology annotation, biological process: gluconeogenesis. Bases 194 to 1858 code for a protein of 554 amino acids. The transcript is spliced from 5 exons.
AUCAUGAAGGCCAAACUACAAAGCUCUGGGCCCCUCCGCAUUCUCGUGGUGUUGUUGCCGCUCAAUUCCUCCUCCUCACUUCCAUCAUCCACCCAUCCAUUUCUAAACCUCUCCACUCCAAAACGAACGCAGACUAGCACACCCAGCAUUAUCUCUCAUUUAUUGAACUUUCUCCUCACUGCACAGUAUCAUCAUGGCUGCUCGCGUGAACCAGACGGCAUUGCACCCUACCGGUGUUGAGCCUCGACAUGAGCAUACCGAAAUUGAGGAGGAAUUGCACGACCGCGCGCACAUUGACUACGACCGUGUGGCCAUUAUUGCCAAUCCUUCCGUCGCCGCCCUCUACGAAGAUGCGCUCGUCUACGAAACCGGGUCUGCCAUCACGUCCACCGGCGCCUUGUCUGCGUAUUCGGGCGCAAAGACUGGCCGUUCUCCUUCCGACAAGCGGAUCGUGAAAGAGGAGGGCUCGGAGAGCAAUGUGUGGUGGGGACCUGUGAACAAGCCCAUGACGCCAGAGGUCUGGCGUAUCAACCGCGAACGUGCUGUCGACUACCUCAACACCCGAAACCGCAUCUAUGUCAUUGAUGGUUUUGCCGGCUGGGACGAGCGCUACCGCAUCAACGUGCGUGUCGUCUGCGCGCGUGCCUACCAUGCUCUGUUCAUGUACAACAUGCUCAUCCGUCCCUCGCGGAAAGAGCUGGAGCACUUCCACCCUGACUAUGUCAUCUACAACGCCGGUGCUUUCCCGGCCAACAGAUAUACCACUUCCAUGACUUCCAACACCUCCGUGUCCAUCAACUUCCAGGAGAAGGAGAUGGUCAUUUUGGGUACCGAAUAUGCUGGCGAGAUGAAGAAGGGCAUUUUCACUGUCCUCUUCUACGAGAUGCCUGUCAAGCACAACGUGCUGACACUGCACUCCUCCGCCAACGAGGGUAAGGAUGGCGACACCACUGUCUUCUUCGGACUUUCUGGAACUGGAAAGACCACGCUCUCUGCAGACCCUAAGCGUGCCUUGAUUGGAGACGACGAGCACUGCUGGAGUGACAAGGGCAUCUUCAACAUCGAGGGUGGUUGCUAUGCCAAGUGCAUUGGCCUCUCUGCUGAGAAGGAGCCUGAUAUUUUCAAUGCCAUCAAGUUUGGAUCUAUCCUCGAAAACGUCGUCUUCGAUCCCGAGACCCGUGUCGUCGAUUACGAUGACACAACGCUGACGGAGAACACCCGCUGCGCCUACCCCAUUGAAUACAUCGAGAACACGAAGAUUCCUUGCGUGUCAACGAACCACCCUUCCAACAUCAUUCUUCUGACCUGCGACGCUCGUGGUGUGCUACCGCCGAUCUCCAAGCUGAGCAGUGCGCAGACUAUGUACCACUUCAUCAGUGGUUACACAUCCAAGAUGGCUGGUACUGAACAGGGUGUAACGGAACCUCAGGCCACCUUCUCAUCUUGCUUCGCACAGCCUUUCCUGGCGCUGCACCCGAUGCGUUACGCCAAGAUGCUUGCCGAGAAGAUGUCACAACAUAACACCAACGCCUGGUUGCUCAACACUGGCUGGACUGGUGCAGGAGCCGCUACUGGCGGUAAGCGGUGUCCACUCAAGUACACUCGUGCUAUCCUGGACGCCAUCCACAACGGAUCGUUGGCCAAGGCCGAGUACGAGACAUAUGAGACUUUCAACCUGCAAGUGCCCACGUCCUGCGACGGCGUUCCCGCUGAAUUGCUCAACCCUGCAAAGGGCUGGGUGGGCACUGCGUCGCUCAAGGAGGAGGUUACGAAGCUUGCAGAGCUGUUCCAGGAGAACUUCAAGAAAUACUCGGAUGAAGCUACUGAAGAGGUGCAACAGGCGGGACCUACCAUCUAAUUUUCAGCGGUUUUGCGGCAGUGUAUAUGAAUAUGAGUCGGCGUUGGUCUGAUUCGGGAGGAUCAAGCUGUGUAUGUCGCACAGCAAAGACAGAGCGAGAGAGAGAGAGAGUUUAUGAUAUCUUCACAGUUCCAGUCAACAAAAAACUUCAGAUCUGAUUGUCCCAACUUUUCC